UUAAUUAAUCAAACUUUUUUUUUUUAAAUCGCAUGACAGCGAUAAUAUCAGAGAGGGUAACACGAAUAACCUUGAUUCACUGACAGACUCAAAGAGCCUUCCUGCCAUCUCGAGUGAAUUCUCGGCGCUUCGCUCGGAGGGCAGCGAGGUCGCCGAGGCUGACGUGAAUCGCCUCUACGAAAUGGCGCGCAUCCUGGGGGAUGGCAACUUUGCGGUGGUGCGCGAGUGCCGGCGUCGCGCCGAUGGCCGGCCGCUGGCCGUCAAGAUGGUGGAGCGCUCGCAGCUGCUGGGCCGAGAGCACAUUCUGCAGAACGAGCUGAGCCUUCUGGCCAGCCUGCGGCACCCGCGCAUCGUCAGACUACUGGCCCACCACCGCACGGCCGCAAGGGCUUACCUGGUCAUGGAGCUUGCCAGUGGGGGCGAUCUCUUCGAGGCCAUCAGCGUACGCGGCAGCUUCGGUGAGGACGAAACAGCGGUCAUGGUGGCCGAUGUGAGUGAGGCGCUUAAAUACAUCCACCGCAGGAGCGUGGUCCACCGGGACGUCAAACCAGAGAACCUGCUGAUCGUUCACGCGGUUCCUGGCAUGACCAGACUAAAACUGGCCGACUUCGGCCUCGCCAUGGUCGUGAGCGAGCCGGUCUUCACCAUCUGCGGCACGCCCACUUACGUGGCACCCGAGAUUCUAUCCGAGACAGGAUACGGCGUGGAGGUGGACAUGUGGGCGCUGGGUGUCAUUCUCUACAUCCUUCUGUGCGGCUUCGCCCCCUUUCGAAGUCGGGAUCGAGAUCAGGAGGAGCUGUUUGAGAUCAUCAAACGGGGGCAUUUGCACUUCCUGUCCCCCUAUUGGGACACCAUCUCAGAAGAAGCUAAAGGCCUGGUUUCAGGCCUCAUCCAGUCCGACCCUGUCACGAGGAUGACGGCACAGAACACGUUGCAGCAUCCCUGGCUGAGGGCCAAGGUGGCCAGUUGCCAGCAGAACGUGCUGGAGUGCCACCACACGACCAGGACGGAGGAACAUCGACCUAGACCAGCAACGCUAGACAGAGAGAAGGUCCAGACUACACCGAGGGAAAACCCAUAAACUGUGAGGCUCUCAAGCGCCGGGCAGGCUUCAGACCCGAAGAGUUCCGACACUCCAACGAGCAACCCAUUCAAACAAGAGAUGUGUCUAAAACAAGUUACUUUCAACUUCAAUGCAGCUAACAAUCAAAUGCCCGAGGAGAAAGUCUGAAUUACAAAUAAGAAGCAUGUCAGUCCGCUCUGGGGGGGUUGCAUUGGGCAUCCUCAUCUUGGAAAGCUGGCACCUUUAACAGCCGUCCUCCAUUUUUUCCAAAUAGGCCCCUAGGGCAUUGCCCCUUAAGGAGGUUCAACAUAUUCUCAAGCCUUGGUUCACUCACCUUGUAUUUAUGGCUUUGUUAUUUACACACAAUGUAAUAAAGGGGUCAAAAAGUG
Molecule: messenger RNA, 1452 nt
Organism: Hippocampus comes (tiger tail seahorse)
Lineage: Eukaryota; Metazoa; Chordata; Actinopteri; Syngnathiformes; Syngnathidae
Product: serine/threonine-protein kinase DCLK3-like
Exons: 4
Coding region: 182-1081 (299 amino acids)
Biological process (GO): protein phosphorylation
Molecular function (GO): ATP binding; protein kinase activity
Source: RefSeq, a predicted model, not a curated record